AUGGCGGCUGCGAGGGCCGCGCCGGGCCGCGGGGCACCCGGGCGGCCCUGCCCCUUCUCCAUCGAGCACAUCCUCUCCGGCCUUCCUGAGCGCAGCCCCCCGGCCCGGGCCGCCCGCCCGCCGCCUGCCCCUGACCGCCAGAGCCCCUCGGAGCUGGGGGAGCCCGGGGCGCCGGAGGCCGCGCGCUGCGCCUGCUGCUGUUGUCGCAGCCCCCGCUGGCCCCCGGAGACAGAUGCGCGGCUGGGCACGCGGCUGGCGUGGCCACUGAGGCUGACACCCGUGGCGCCCUUGCCCUGGGCCGCGCCCCCCGGGGGCCCCGGGGCGCAGCCAGGCGCGGGUGUCCCGGGCCCGCCGCGGCGCACGCGGCGUCACCGCACCAUCUUUAGUGAGGAGCAGCUGCGGGCGCUGGAGGCCCUCUUUGUGCAAAACCAGUACCCCGACGUGGGCACGCGCGAGCGCCUGGCCGGCCGCAUCCGCCUGCGCGAGGAGCGCGUGGAGGUCUGGUUCAAGAACCGCCGGGCCAAGUGGCGACACCAGAAGCGCGCGUCGUCGUCCGCGCAGCUCCUAGCCGGACCCGAAAAGCCCCCGAAGGAGGGCUGCUGA
Molecule: messenger RNA, 603 nt
Organism: Rangifer tarandus platyrhynchus (Svalbard reindeer)
Lineage: Eukaryota; Metazoa; Chordata; Mammalia; Artiodactyla; Cervidae
Source: the annotation of a GenBank genome assembly